Molecule: messenger RNA, 1698 nt
Organism: Phragmites australis (common reed)
Lineage: Eukaryota; Viridiplantae; Streptophyta; Magnoliopsida; Poales; Poaceae
Exons: 1
Coding region: 98-1399 (433 amino acids)
Cellular component (GO): 90S preribosome
Source: RefSeq, a predicted model, not a curated record
GUAGGUGAAGCCGUAUAAAAUGUACCCGGCCUGGCUCAACUCAAUCCCACCCCCGCACAUCAAACCCUAAACCCCUCUCUCCUCUCGGGCCGCCGCCAUGUCGCCGCCGCCGCCGCAGCUGCCACACCCGGUGCCCCGAGCGACGGUUGCCGGCGCCGUGGCCUCCCUGACCAAGUGGAUGAAGAAGCGCGCCGCAGCCGCGCCACCGAACCUCCUCGCCGACGAGCGCGACGACCUCGUCCUCCUCCAGCUCUCUCUCCGCCGCGUCCCCGCCUCGCCCGUCACCAGGCCGCGCCUGCUCCCACUCCCGCACCCCAUCAUCGCGCACGCCGGCGCAUCCGUCUGCGUCAUCGCCGACGACCGCCCCAAGUCGCGGUCCCCGCCCGCCUCCGACCUCCUCGAGGCGUCCAAGUCGCUCCACCUCCCCGUCUCCGAAGUCAUCCCACUCUCCACGCUCCGCACCGACUACCGCCCGUACGAGUCGCGGCGCCGUCUCGCCGCAUCCCACGACCUCUUCAUCGCCGACCGCGCCAUCCUCCCGCUGCUUCCGCGCGUCCUCGGGAAGGCAUUCUACUCCACCAAGAAGGCUCCGAUCGGAGUAGACUUCACCCGCGUCGGGUGGCCGGAGCAGGUCCGUAAGGUGCUGGGCUCGACUUUUCUGUACCUGCGGUCGGGGACCUGCUCUGGGAUUAAGGUGGGGAGGCUGGACAUGGAGGAAGAGGAGAUCGUGGAGAAUGUGAUGGCGGCGGUGGAGACGGCUGUCGAAAAGGUGCCAAAGAAGUGGGCUAAUGUAAGGGCGCUGCAUUUGAAGGCGGUGGAUUCGGUCGCGCUGCCAAUUUACCAGGUUGUGCCAGAGUUGGGUAUGAAGAUUGAGGUGCCGGUUGUGAGAUUGGAGGGAGAAGUUGGUGCCGGGGAGGCCAUUGAUGCUGCAGAAGUGGAGACUGCGGGGAAGGUGACGAACAAGAAGAAGAAGGCAUUAAGAUAUGCAGAUGCCAAUGGUGGCGAGAGGGUUGCAAAUGAGGAGAGUGGCAAGAGGAAGAGGAAUAAAAAGGAGCAGAAUGAGGAUGUUGUGAUGAAGGAACAAGUCCAGGCAGAGAUGGAGAAGAAGAAGAGGAGGAAGAGUAUCGUGGUUCCUGUUGAUGAGGGGCAGAAGGUUGGCAAGAAGGGUAAGGAGAAGGUCAAGCGUGCAUUGGAAAAUGAGGUGGAGGCCAGUAUGGACAAUAAAAAAGGUAAGAAGGGGAAGAUCGAGGAGGGGAAGAUCGAGGAGGGGAAGAAGAAGAAGAAGAGCAUGAAGGGUGGAGGAGAUGAUUGUGAAGUCUCGGCGGAGGUAAGCAAGAGUAAGGGGAAGAAACCGGAUGGAGAUAAGGUCAAGAGGACAAGGACCAGGGUAAAGGUAUAAGGUUACAGUUGAUACUCCUGCCGGAGAUGCCUGUUAAAACCAUCCUGCGGUAUAAUCAAUUGUAAUCAGCUGGAAGAACCAUAUUCACUUGAUAAGAUCACCUAACAAUUAUACCGUAGGAUUCUAUAACAUUUGGUCCCUCAGAGGUUUUGUCUGAAGUUGUUUCUUCAGGUUUUGUUAGCUUAGAAGCUCAAGCCUUUGGGUUAUAGAAAUAUGGUGAAACUGUUUCUUGCUAAGACUAUGUAAUCCAUUUGGAUCGGCUACAAAUUUGUGUUCAUCUAAGAAUAUGUUUGUGUUGU